CCGUAACUACUUCGAAAAAUGAACAGAAUUAGACAUUAGUUACCAAAUGGACUUUGUACUAUAUUUGGAGAAAAAUCAUCCUAACCUACAUGUGACAAGCAUUCUUGAUCGUUCGUUAGUUUCAUCACUCAAUAAAUCAGAAGGUGAAGAUGUUCAAUGUUCAACGACAAACACUCAUUUAUCAUUAUCGAACCUUACUGCGUUUAAUUUCACACUUUCAAAUGAUUGGUCUAAUUUUUUAAAAAUCCAUUUGGAAAAGUAUACCGACAAAGCAUUUUUAUUUGAUGUCACUUUAACACCUGGAUUUAAAUCACAUGGUGAGAUCAAAUCAAUAAAACACCUGCAUCAUUGUUAUGAACCAUAUCAUAUAAGUCAAUUCCGAAUAAUUGGUCAAUAUCAGAAUGAAACAAAUUUUGAUUAUGAUAUAACAAAAUUUGAUUUUUCAAAAGACACUUCUUUAAGGAAAAUUCCUAGCCAAGGAGAUUGUGAACGUUUAUGUUGGGCAAUCAGACAACCAUAUUUAUAUAAAAAUGGAGGAUUAUGGAUAUGUGGUAAAAAGUAUAGAAUACUUUACGCUGAUUAUAGUCAAACUUUAAUGGCUAUCGAACAAACUGAUGUAUAUAAAAACAGUUUAAGCACUUUCACAGCAAGUCGACUACGUAGACCCAAUGGAGAACAUUUCAAAUCUAAAGACGAACUACAAUUUAUUAUAUUGAUUGGAUUUCAUAGACAAGAUCGUGAACAAGCUGAAUGUAAUGCCACAAUAAUGAAUGUGAUGGAUUUAUUAAGAAAACAGUUAUCCUCAUGUAGUAUGCAAUAACUUCAGGCUUUUUUUCACUCAAAAACUUUAACUACUAUCUUGUAUAUUUAGUAGUAUAGUGUUGUUAAAGGAAAUGUAAUAACUGGAUGAUUUCAGUCCAAUAUCCUAUGAUCGAAAAGAUAGUGAAGUCUUAAAGAUGUGA
Schistosoma turkestanicum is the source of this 962-nucleotide messenger RNA. NCBI's taxonomy places the organism in Eukaryota, Metazoa, Platyhelminthes, Trematoda, Strigeidida, Schistosomatidae. The record is from the annotation of a GenBank genome assembly.